This is a messenger RNA of Aureobasidium namibiae CBS 147.97, 1542 nucleotides long. Its product is annotated as general substrate transporter. Gene Ontology annotation, biological process: transmembrane transport; carbohydrate transport. Lineage: Eukaryota; Fungi; Ascomycota; Dothideomycetes; Dothideales; Saccotheciaceae. The transcript has 4 exons. The record is from RefSeq and is a predicted model, not a curated record. Gene Ontology annotation, molecular function: carbohydrate:proton symporter activity. The coding region runs from base 1 to 1542 and encodes 513 amino acids. Gene Ontology annotation, cellular component: membrane.
AUGAAGGACGCAGAUAUCGUUGGCCAAUCCUUGGCCGAGGUCUUGCCUCAAACCAACAAAUACUGGUUCCAGCACAAGCAUCUACUCCAACUGAACCUCCUUCUUCUCGUUCCUCUCCUCUCAUCUUCAGUGGCAGGUUAUGAUGGGUCGCUUAUGAACGGUCUCCAAUCCCUCCAUCAAUGGCGCGACUACUUUGGUAAUCCAGUUGGGACCAAACUUGGACUGAUAAACGCCGCUCAGUCUAUUGGGUCAGUUGUGGUCUUGCCAGUCGUCGGCUGGGCAAGUGACCGCUGGGGAAGAAGAUUGGUCCUCCUCGCAGGCAUCAUCGGUGUCGUAUUGGCAACAAUCAUCCAGGCUACUUCAACGACCCUAGCCCAGCUUGUUGUUUCUCGUCUAGUAGUGGGUGCCUCGGGAAUGUUUGUCGUUCAACCGGCACCUAUGCUCAUCGCCGAGCUCGCAUACCCGACCCAUCGAGGAAAGUACACCAGCGCCUUCUGGACGAUGUACUACCUCGGAGCGAUCCUUGCUAGUUGGACAUGUUUCGGUUGCGAGAGCAUCCAGAGCAAUUGGGCCUGGCGUAUUCCUACCAUCAUGCAAGCAGCAUACCCUCUGGUUCAAGCGACCUUCUGGAUGUGGGUGCCGGAGUCACCUCGUUGGUUGAUUGCACAAGACCGCGCACCAGAGGCCAUGGCAAUCUUGGCCAAGUAUCAUGCUGGCGGGGACACCAACAGUCCAUUGGUCGUCCGAGAGAUGAGCGAGAUUGUUGAUGCCAUCCGCAUGGAGAAAGAGAUCAAAACACCAGGCUGGGGAGCAUUGGUUGAGACACCUGGCAAUCGCAAGCGGUUGUUCAUUGCCGUGUUCCUCGGCGCUGCUGCACAGUGGAAUGGCAUCGGCGUUGUGUCAUACUACCUUACACUCGUGCUCAACAGCGUUGGCAUUACGGACUCAUUCACACAAACGCUCCUCAAUGGAUUAUUGCAGAUAUUCAAUUUCGCGGCCGCCCUAUCUGCGGCUUUCCUUGUUGAUCGACUCGGUCGUCGAACGUUGUUCAUCUGGUCGGGCUUCGGAAUGCUGAUAUCUUAUAUCGUGUGGACCGCAUGCUCAGCAGUCAAUAGCAUGAAUGGAAGCAAACCGGCAGGUAUCGUGGUGAUCGUCUGUCUGUUUACAUUCUACUACCACUAUGACAUUGCUUAUACGCCACUACUAAUGUCAUAUCCAACUGAGAUUUUCCCGUACAGCCUUCGAAGCAAGGGGCUUACCUGCGAACUCCUCUCGAUCUAUAUAUCGCUGGUCAUCGCUGCUUUCACCAACCCGAUUGGCCUCGAGAAUCUUGGAUGGAAGUUUUACAUAGUAUUCUGCUGUUUCCUAGUCGUGAUUCUUGCAGUCACUUACUGGACCUUCCCAGAGACCAAAGGACAUUCGCUGGAAGAGAUUGUGCAGAUCUUCGAUGGUCCACAAGCAAUGAGAGAUGUAGAGGAGAGCGAGAAGGAGGUCAAGAAAGGCUUCGAGGUCGAGGCUACCGAGAAGAUUGAGCGAGUCUGA